AUGUCGGCUCCGCUCCGUCGCACCGUGCUCCACAGCUUCCACCUGAGCCGCAAGGCCCGCAUGGGCCCCUUCGCCGGCUACGAAAUGCCCAUUCAGUACCCGGGCGGCGCCUCGCGGGAGCAUCUGCACACACGUCGCGCCGCCGGACUCUUUGAUCUCUCGUACUUCGGCUACAUCGAGCUGCACGGCGCGGACCGCGAAAAGUUCUUCGAGUGGUUGACACCGAGCUGCGUGUCGGAGCUGCCGGAGGGUCAGUCGGCGCUGACGAUCUUCAUGAACGAGGCGGCCGGCGUGAAGGACGACUGCAUCGUGUCAAAGCUCCCUGGCCACCUGCUCGCCGUGGUCAACGCGGGCUGUAAGGAGAAGGACGUCGCCCACCUGCGUGCGCGGCUAGCAGAGUUCAAGGGAGACGUCACCCUUGUGGAGCUCGACCGUGCGAUGGUGUCGCUGCAGGGUCCUAUGGCAGCAGCAGCACUCGCGCCGUACGUGGAGGACCUUGACAAGAUGCUAUUCAUGCGCUGCCGCCGCAACGUCCGCAUCAAUGGAAUUGACACCACUCUGACACGCUGCAGCUACUCGGGCGAGGAUGGCUUUGAUAUCAUCAUGAAGCCCGAGGACGCACUGCCGUUCGUCGAGGUUCUGCUGCGGAAUCCCGAGGUGCAGAUGUGUGGCCUCGCAGCACGCGACAGCCUACGCAUCGAGGCGGGGCUGUGCCUCUACUCGCACGAGUUGGCGGAGGACAUCGACCCGGUGGCCGCACGCAUCGCGUGGUGCGUGCCGCGGCGCCGCAUGGCGGAGGGCGGCUUUAUCGGCCACGAGCGCCUCGUGCAGCUUGUAGCGCGCCCGAAGGAGCUUGUCCCACGGGUGCGCGUCGGCGUCACGUCCGUCACGAAGGGACCGGUGCCGCGCACCGGAAUGCCGAUCCUCCUCGACGGGAAGCUGGUCGGCGAAGUGACGAGCGGCGUGCCGUCGCCCACCCUUGGACGCCACAUCGCGAUGGGCUACGCUGACCGCGCGGCAGCGACGGUGGGGCAGCUGGUGGAGAUCGACGUGCGCGGACGCCGUGUACCGGGAGAGAUCGUGCUACCGCGCUUCGUUUCCGCGCGGUACUACAAGGGCUGA
Trypanosoma grayi is the source of this 1122-nucleotide messenger RNA. Its product is annotated as putative glycine synthase. Gene Ontology annotation, biological process: glycine catabolic process. NCBI's taxonomy places the organism in Eukaryota, Euglenozoa, Kinetoplastea, Trypanosomatida, Trypanosomatidae. The record is from RefSeq and is a predicted model, not a curated record. The transcript has a single exon. Gene Ontology annotation, cellular component: mitochondrion. Gene Ontology annotation, molecular function: protein binding; aminomethyltransferase activity. The coding region runs from base 1 to 1122 and encodes 373 amino acids.